GUAUGGCAGUAGGCUGGUAUUUGCAUAAAACGAAAUGUCAACCGAAGAUUCCUUACUGGAUGGUGAUUAUUGGCUGGCCCGUCGCUCUGGGGGUCGUUGCCAGCCUCAUCUUCAGCAUGGUGGACGGCUACUUCGAGGUGUGGCCCACGGCAUUCUACAUCAGCAUUGGGCAUACAGCGUGGGGCGCAGCGGUGGCGUGGGUGGCGAUAUCUUGCUGCAGCGGGUACGGCGGACUGAUUAACUCGGCGCUAUCGUACCGCGGCCUGCUGCCGCUGAGCAGGCUCACCUACUGCGCCUACCUGAUCCACCCCACCAUCAUGAUGUACUCUUCUUUCCUUCUCGAUGGCCCUUACCACAUGGAAAACUCUUCUGUCCUUGCGAUAUACGCUGGUUACUCCGUAAUGGCAUUCUUAGCUUCCUUCGUCAUAUCGUUGGCAUUCGAAGCUCCUGCAGUAAGAUUACUGAAGAUCUUCAGCGGUGGGACAAGAAGAACGAAAAGCAAUUGAUGUAUUUGGUUACCGAAGUGAAUACAAAAAUACCUGUUUAUUGUAAUUAUAGAUAUAACUUAAUGAUGGAAAUGUCAAUGAAUUUCCAAAUAAACCAAGAAUGAAAUAGCAGAUAGUUACCAAUACCCAUAACUUCUUUAAAUCCCCCUUUAAAGUUGUCAGAUAAAUUCAGUUGUUUUGGAACAGUUCUCGUAUUUAAAUCGAUAGUUGAUAGUUUUCCGUCGAAAGAGUCACGUCGUUGGUUCGCCAACGCCACAACCAUUAGCCCUGGCACUUUAUUUCCGCACACAAAGUGCUACAUACUGUGACAUUUAUGACUUUCAAAGAACUUGUUGACCUGGUUGCUGAGUUUAGUUCGCGUGUGAGAUUAUUACUGUAAAACAUGGUUUAUUGCGCCAUAAGGCUAUUAAAAAAGCACCCUUUCUAAAAAUUAUUAAAUAACUGAUGUCAACCCUGGAAUAAACCUAAUAAAUUAUACAGUUCACAGAAUAUUUACAGUACUUUCUAAAUUAUAAUGCAAUUUUGUUAUAAAACUCACAGCAUAUUUUAACAUAUAAUACAUAUUUACGUUGUACUUCUGUAAUUAACUAAAUAAUUUCUUCAAACUCUGACGAAAUUAAAAAGCACACAAGAGCUUAGAAAACAAUUGUUAGUAUGUCGAUGUUAUUAAGGCAGAAAAUGUGACAGGCACGUACAAAUUUAGUAUACGUAGCCAAGAGCGUCGUCUGUCCCGACUCCCGGAUCACUCCACGCAUUAAUAAUUCCAUGACGAGACCUUUAUUCUCAUCUGCCAGGCUUAUUGGAAACAGAAUUAAAUUUGCUCAACUUUUUGCCUGUGAUACGGUAUUAUGUAAUUAUAAAAGCACAAUUUCGAUCUAGAAUCAUUAUUUUUACUUGCCUUACUUAAUUUAAAGUGGCGAGGGUUUAUUUGUAAUUCAAUAGUGGAUAAUAAUGUACAUAAAUAUAUAAACGACCAAAAAUCUAUAAUUUACAAGUAAAACGCAAUAACUUAUGAAAAAAUAUAUUUAAGUUCAAUAAGUUUACGUAUAUUUUUAAAUCCGUUAGUGCUUUUACUUGAAAAAGCAUAUCGGUUUUCUAUCAGGAGGAUUCCGGGAACGUGAUCACUGUUAUGUAACUUGAAAACUUCAAUAGUACGUGAGCAAGGACCGCCGUCUGUUUGAUGGCAGUUUGCGACGGUAUCAAUGCACACACAAAAAUUAUAGUUGGUAUGCAUGGAUCCAAAUUAUUCCUUUCCAACCAUACUGUCGUAAUUAUUGUUUUAGAGACUGCAUUUGUCACAUAAACAUUAGGCACGUGUCAUGUGCUCUGUGGAUGAAUUUUUGAGAGAAUUUCAGCCUUAUUAUUAUGUGAAUAUAGUGUAUUUCAUGUAUUAAUAAAGAGUUAUUAUACUCCUAAAAUAUAUACUUAAAAUUGUAUUCCUUUGUAUUGUAUAACGAAAACCACGUAAAUAAUUAAAACAGAAUAAGCCAAACCUUUUAAAUUAUACUUGGAAAAUCUAUGAAAUAAAUUAUCUUGAAUAAUGACCUAGCUUUGUAGCGUUCACGAAAUUAUGUAAAGCGAUUGUAAAAAGUAAAAAAUAAUGGAAGCGUUUCCAAUUACCUCUAUGUAAAUUAUGUUUCAUUAGGACUGGUGGUCUGCAAAAACUGUAUUAUCCUCAAAAUGUUUGUUUUUUUAACUAAUAAGGAAUAUCGAUCCAUCAUUGUUAAAAUUGUCUCGCUUUGGUUAAUCAGCGUUUAUCGAUUAUAAAUUAUGUUGUCUACGGUUUUGUAACGAGCAACUCAUGGUUUUGAAGUUUGAAUAUUUUUGAAGUUAUAUUAACUUUUAUAAUUUGUUUUAUUUAUAUUUAUAAUUUAUUUUCGAAGAGCAAAAUUGCUUUGCUUUUUCCUUCUUCGAAAAAUAGCUUGAUUUUGUCCAGACCGAAGAAUCUUCCCACAAUAGACCACGUCUAAUGAAUGCAUGUUCAGCUUUGAUCAUUGGAUCAAAACAUAAAUUGGUAAAGCCUCUGAAAAAUAAUAUGCUUCUGAUCGUUAACAACAUCCGAACGACUGAGAUCUCAAUCUCGGAUUAGGGACCGAACAAACAAGGAAUGAAUUGCCAGGCAAUUUUCAGUUACCCUAAAAAGGCCAUCGAAAUAUAACGAAGUCACGUCGUAAGUAACCUGGCUCACACGGCACGUAUGUAGAAAUCGAUAGAAACGGUCCAUGAAAUUCUUUGCGUUUUUCCGUGAUCAUUGCUGUCAAGCAUGGUAUAAGCUAACUUUAUUCCAGAGUAUUACAGGGCAUCCCUCUCAGCCUGUUUCGAAAUUUAUUAAAAGGCUACUUAAGAAAGGCAUAAUCCAAUUAUUAGAAGCACAGAUGUUGACAAAAGAAUCUCUUAGUCCAAAAGGACUAUAAGACGCAGCAACUGAAUUUUCAAACAUACAGAGACGUACGUAAAUAAAUCUAGGGAUUUAUCGCCCUUUCCCGCUUAUGGAUAACCGCACAUUUUCUACGCCUAAAGUUUUAAACUGGCUGAAAAUUGAAACUAUUUUCGCUUGUGUUUGUGAAUAUUAUUAUUUUUUUAAACGCAGUUUGGUAAUUUUGACCUCCUAUGUGAACAUGUUCGGGCGUUUCGUUCGGUUACCGACUAGGCUCAUUGUUCAAUCCUAGAAAUCUGCACCAAAUGCCAGUGUCGAUGACGUCACAAUGUUCACGAGAAUGCUUUACCGGGAUUUACAAGUGCGUUUCGUUUUACCCAGAAAUACAAGGUAUCUUUAAAAUAUCUGAAUAUCUAUCAUAGUAUGGAAUUAAUAACAAAAAUAAUGGAUUUAAUUGUUUUUGUUAUAAUAGGUUUAUAAUUUGUUUGAAAUAUAAAGAACAACAGAGUCCAUUAUUUUUACAUAUUGAUAAAAAAAAACUUGAAAUUUCUAUCACGUAGGUAUGUGCGGACCUCAUAUUCCUGGUAUUUUUUGUA
This is a messenger RNA of Manduca sexta (tobacco hornworm), 3479 nucleotides long. Its product is annotated as nose resistant to fluoxetine protein 6-like. Lineage: Eukaryota; Metazoa; Arthropoda; Insecta; Lepidoptera; Sphingidae. Gene Ontology annotation, molecular function: acyltransferase activity, transferring groups other than amino-acyl groups. The record is from RefSeq and is a predicted model, not a curated record.